AUGAUGACAAGGAGACGUAAGAGAACUACAAAAUCAUGUAUUUUCUGCAGAAGGUCUCACGUCGUUUGUGAUGAAAAGAGACCGUGUACAAGAUGUAUUAAGAGAGAAAUAGCACAUUUAUGCACUACGGAAGAGCCUUUACUCCAGGAACAGCAGCAGCAACAACAGCAGUUGCAACAGCAGUCAGAGGUAUCAGAGACUCCACUGAUUACAGACAUACCCAGUAACGAGCCAUCAAAUAUCAAUAUGUCAAAUUUUUUGUUCCCACAGACGUUUAUCUCUGAAAAUAUGAACUCUGAGUUCAGCUCCUUGAACGAAUUCUUCUCAAUUUUAGAUGAUCCGUUGCUGUCACUCCCAGUUCCCAACAUAGAGAAACUCUCAGAUCCAAGUGCCAAAGUUCCAGUACAGUCGACGGAUAAUGAACAAGUUAGCGAUGCUAAAGAGAAGUUCUUCCUUACUGCAGCUGAUCCUUCCAUUGAAAUCACGCCAGAAGAAAGAUUAAAACUUGUUAUCAAUGCUAAAGUAGAUGCUGGUUUAUUAAAACCUUACGACUAUGCAAAGGGUUAUGCGAGAUUACAGAAUUAUAUGGACAAGAAUAUGACGCCUGAAUCAAAACAAAGGGUUUUGAAACCUUUGAAUUCAAUAAGACCUGCGUUCAGAUCCAUUGCCAAAUCGUUAAAGGACGUUGAUCUGGUUUUAGUUGAAGAAAGCUUUGAAAAGAUGCUUUUAAGUUACGAUAGAGUCUUUACAUCGAUGAGUAUACCAGCAUGCAUCUGGAGACGAACGGGAGAAAUCUAUAGAGCGAAUAAAGAGUUUGCUACACUUGUAGAAUGCACCGUGGACGACCUAAGGGACGGUAAAAUGGCGAUAUACGAGUUGAUGACAGAAGACAGUACGGUGAGUUUUUGGGAGAAGUAUGGAUCUGUUGCGUUCGAUAAGGGCCAGAAAGCUGUGCUGACAAGUUGCAUUCUGAGAACCAGAGACAGCAAGAAGCAAAAUGACUGCUGUUUCAGUUUUACCAUCAGAAGAGAUCGCUAUAAUAUACCGGUUGGUAUAGUUGGUAAUUUUAUUCCAAUAUGA
This is a messenger RNA of Kazachstania africana CBS 2517, 1080 nucleotides long. RefSeq names its product gluconeogenesis transcription factor RDS2 (gene RDS2). Bases 1 to 1080 code for a protein of 359 amino acids. The record is from RefSeq and is a predicted model, not a curated record. The transcript has a single exon. NCBI's taxonomy places the organism in Eukaryota, Fungi, Ascomycota, Saccharomycetes, Saccharomycetales, Saccharomycetaceae. Gene Ontology annotation, cellular component: nucleus. Gene Ontology annotation, biological process: regulation of DNA-templated transcription. Gene Ontology annotation, molecular function: zinc ion binding; DNA-binding transcription factor activity, RNA polymerase II-specific; RNA polymerase II transcription regulatory region sequence-specific DNA binding.